CUCACCCCCAAAUCUUUCCUGCAGCCACUGAAGCUUGCUCAGUGCCAUCCAAGAUGCACCGGGAGGGACGCGCACGGGUGCGCGGAGCCCUGGUAGAGCUGGGGUGCUCCCUGCCAGCCCUCGUCCCCCUCCAGCCGCCCCGCUGCGCCCCACUGCUGAUGAUUACUUGUGUUUUCAGCCCGGUUUUUCUCCAUCCCACACUGGUUCCUGCCCAAAGGCAGCCGGUGACCGAGGGCUCUCCCGCCUGGCUGCCCGUCGCUGCCCGCUCCUGCCUCGCGAUGGCGACGCCGGACGUCAGCGUUCACAUGGAGGAGGUGGUGGUGGUGACAACGCCUGACGGCGCGGUGGAUGGAGGCGGCGUGGAGGAGGUGAAAACGGUGCUGGUCACCACCAACCUGUCCCAGCACGGCGGUGACAUAAACGAAGACACGCUGGAGACCGAAAAUGCAGCUGCUGCGGCUGCUGCUGCCUUUACAGCCUCCACGCAUCUGAAGGAAGCAGUCCUAGUGAAGAUGGCUGAAGAUGAGGACAGUUUGGAGGCAGAGAUUGUCUACCCCAUCACCUGCGGGGACAGCAAAGCCAACCUCAUCUGGAGAAAGUUUGUGUGCCCUGGGAUCAACGUGAAGUGUGUGCAGUUUGACGGUCACCUAAUUAGUCCCAAGGAGUUUGUCCACUUGGCGGGCAAGUCGACCCUGAAGGAUUGGAAGCGGGCAAUCCGGAUGAACGGGAUCAUGCUCCGGAAGAUCAUGGACUCGGGGGAGCUGGAUUUCUACCAGCACACGAAAGUCUGUUCCAACACCUGCCGGAGCACCAAAAUCGACCUGACCGGAGCCAGGGUGUCCUUGACCAGCCAGACAUCGACGGAGUACAUCCCUCUCACUCCUGCUUCUGCGGAUGUGAACGGAUCCCCGGCUACGAUUACCAUAGAAACGUGUGAGGAUGCCAGUGACUGGAGCACCAGCAUCGGAGAUGACACCUUUGCUUUCUGGCGAGGCCUGAAGGAUACGGGUCUCCUGGAAGAAGUAAUCCACGAGUUCCACCAGGAGCUAGUGGAGACCAUGAAGGGCUUGCAGCAGCGAGCACAGGAUCCCCCGCUGCAGCUCAGUGAUGCUGUUUUACUCAACAACGUAGUCCAGAACUUCGGUAUGCUGGAUCUGGUCAAGAAGGUCCUGGCCAGCCACAAGUGUCAGAUGGAUCGCUCGAGGGAGCAGUACACGCGGGAUUUGGCAGCUCUGGAGCAGCAGUGUGACGAGCACCGCAAGCGAGCGAAGGAGCUGAAGCACAAAUCGCAGCAUCUCAACAAUGUCCUGAUGACCCUCACGCCCGUCUCCGUCCCCGCACCUUUAAAACGUCCCAGGCUGACCAGGGCCACCUCCGGACCAGCUGCCAUCACCUCCCAAGUCCUGUCCCAGCCGGCGCAGCUCGCCGUCACCCCUGGCGUGCCCGUCUCCCAGCUUGCCAACCUCCCUCUCGGCAAAGUGGUCUCAGCCCUCCCGACCUCGGUGCUGGGGAAGAGCCCGUCCCAGCCUCCUGCCGCCAGUUCCCCAGCCUCCCCACUGCUGGGAGGGUACACGGUACUGGCCUCCGCCGGCUCCACCUUCCCCGGUACGGUGGAGAUCCACCCAGACGCUUCCAACCUGACGGUGCUGAGCACGGCCGCGGUCCAGGACGGCAGCACGGUCGUGAAGGUGGUGAGCCCCUUCCAGCUGCUGACGCUGCCGGGACUCGGUACGACCAUCCAGAACGUGACACAAAUGGCUCCCGGUGGGAGCACGGUCGUGACCGUCCCGUCCAGUGCCACCGAGGCUGCCGGGAACGAGCAUGCCGCCACCGCCAUCGAGGUGACUGCAGUGGCCGACGAGGCGGAGCAGAAGUGAAAGGGGGGACUUGCCUGGAGGGACGCUGGCCGUGCCGCUCUGGGUGGAACUGCCUUUUCUCUGGCUGCGCUGUGGGAAGAGGAGCGGUGUAACGAGGGGCAUGGGUUAACGAGACUCGGAGCGGCUCAUGUUGGUAACGAGGAGGUUCAGGUCAGAGGGAAGGAGGGGGAGGAAAGAUGCCCGGAGAAGGGAAAGGCAAAAAUGCUCUUCCCUGUUUGGAGGAGAAAAAAAAAAAAGCUUAAUUUUUUAUAAAGCUUUCCUCCCCUGUUCUCUUGGAAUAGUUACUCCGUUCUAGCUCGUCAGCCCUGCCUCAUCCGCAGGCAUAGCUGGAGCAGCACCCGUUAGAGGAGCGGGCAGGAGCAGGGGCGCAGGGCAGGGAGGCGAAGGAAAAGCAGGUGAAGCGCUGAGCAGGCACCGAUCCGGCUGCCGAGGGGUCUGGCAUGAACAGAUGGGAGGCGUCGGGCAGCCGGCUGCCCCCCCGUCCCUGGGGGGCUCCGGGGAGGGAGAGGGGAUGCUGAGAGCAGGUUGUCCAUGGGAUGCGUGCGGUCAUCGAAACCAGGAGGAGGCUCUGGCAGCGCGGGCGCAAGCCCCGGGAGGUUGGCUUCUGCGUGUGAUGCUGGCUUUGGGUGGUGGAAGCAAGCGGGAGCUC
Molecule: messenger RNA, 2526 nt
Organism: Aptenodytes forsteri (emperor penguin)
Lineage: Eukaryota; Metazoa; Chordata; Aves; Sphenisciformes; Spheniscidae
Gene: GMEB2
Product: glucocorticoid modulatory element binding protein 2
Exons: 10
Coding region: 54-1877 (607 amino acids)
Biological process (GO): positive regulation of transcription by RNA polymerase II
Cellular component (GO): nucleus
Molecular function (GO): RNA polymerase II cis-regulatory region sequence-specific DNA binding; DNA-binding transcription activator activity, RNA polymerase II-specific
Source: RefSeq, a predicted model, not a curated record